Meira miltonrushii is the source of this 1992-nucleotide messenger RNA. RefSeq names its product seryl-tRNA synthetase. Gene Ontology annotation, cellular component: mitochondrion. The transcript has a single exon. Gene Ontology annotation, biological process: mitochondrial seryl-tRNA aminoacylation. NCBI's taxonomy places the organism in Eukaryota, Fungi, Basidiomycota, Exobasidiomycetes, Exobasidiales, Brachybasidiaceae. Bases 1 to 1992 code for a protein of 663 amino acids. Gene Ontology annotation, molecular function: tRNA binding; serine-tRNA ligase activity; ATP binding. The record is from RefSeq and is a predicted model, not a curated record.
AUGGUGAAAGAAGUGGAGAAUAUUACCGAUCCAGAUGAGAAAAAGCAAAAAGAAGAAAUUUUAAACCAACGAAAAUCAAAGGCAAACGAAUUAAAAAUUCAAUUGAAAGAAGUUCAAAAUCGUGUUGAUACAAUCAAUCAAGAAUCACAGUAUAUCAGACUCAAGAUGCCAAAUCUUACGCAUCCUUAUGCACCUAUAGGAUCAAUCUUGAAAGCAAACCUAAUCGGAUUUGGAGGUAACCUGGACCUGAUCCCUGGCCCAAUGAGGAACACAUUGCAACAAUCGGACGUGAUCGGACAAAAGCUUGAAGAUAUUUCAGAGUUAGAACAAGGCCAGCCAAACCCGAAUCGCGAUCACCUUACAAUUGUACAACAAUGUGGUUGGGUAGAUAGUCCAGCAUCUCACACUGUCGCUGGACCCAAUUGGCCAUACUUGCUUGGACCUUUGGCAGCGUUGGAACAUGCAUUGGUGAAUUAUGCGAUGGAUGUAGCCAUUAGGAAUGGCUUUACUCCUGCCGUUGUACCGGAUGUGGUAAGGAGGGAUAUCUUGGGCAGAGCAGGAUUCUCUCCUCGUGAAUCUGAAGCAGGUCAAGUGUACUGGGUUCAACAAGAUGGUGAUUCAAGGCGAGAAAGCAAUAGGGAAGAUGCAAACGAUUGGGAUUUAGCUCUUGCUGGAACGGCAGAAAUUGCUCUUGGAGGUAUGUUUGCUGGAACUGCACAUGAAGGAAGUAAUUUACCUCUUCAAGUUGUUGCUUCUUCUCACGCUUUUCGUGCAGAAGCUGGCGCUCGUGGUCAAGAUUCAAGAGGAUUAUAUCGUGUUCAUCAAUUCACAAAAGUGGAAAUGUUUGUAGUUUGUAAACAAAGCGAAAGUGAACCUUGGCUAGAAAAGUUACGGGAUACACAAGAAGAUAUUAUUCAAGGACUUGGAUUGCCUUAUAGAGUUUUAGAUAUGCCAACGGAAGAAUUAGGUGCAAGUGCUUAUCGUAAAUACGAUAUUGAAGCUUGGAUGCCAGGUCGUGGAAGUUGGGGCGAAGUAUCAUCGGCUUCAAAUUGUACGGAAUAUCAAUCACGAAGAUUACUCAUUCGCUAUCGUCCGGAAAAAUCAGAUCUUUUUGAAUCAUCUGAAGCUGAAGCAGAAAGUGUAUCAGGUAUCCCAGGAUAUGCUUUACCUCAGUCCAAUGAUCAAACCCGUUUGGACGCAGGAGAAGGAUUGCGUUGGGCUCAUACGUUAAAUGCUACCGCUGUUGCCGUACCACGAAUCAUUGUUGCAUUGGUGGAGAAUUAUGGCUUAUCUUCUUCGGGCGACAAGUUACGAUUGCCGGUCACUUUGAAGAAAUAUUGGAUUCUCUCGGAUGUUGACAGUAUCGAAUGGUUCGGACAAGAGGUGGUUGAGGAGAUUGGUACAGGAGCAAAACGCAUUACCGAUAGCAAUGGAAAGGUCAAAAAAGCUUCGCUAUUUAGACGCUCUCUUGAUAGUGUUCGUCAAGCGGCAAAAAGAAGUGGAACAGAUCCUGCCAGUAUGGUAGUAUCCUUUAUGAUCUUGCAUGAAUUGACUGCAAUUCUACCUCUGAUUGCAAUCUUUUACAUUUUAUGCGCUUUGGGAACAGGUGCAUCCGUUAUGCAAUGGCUAUUGGAUGCUUCUGAUAAGCAAUCUGGUCAAGAAUCCGGUAUGAUGACGGGUAUGCGUGCUUCAUUGCGCGAUUAUAUUCAAGAAGGCAUGCAAAGAGCAGAACGAUAUGGACGUAAGAAGGGAUGGUUCGGGUUUGAGAAAGGAAGUCAAGUGCAAGAUGUUGAAGUUGAUGCACAAAUCAAAGCAAGUCCAAACGCAGAAGCGAUUGCAGGAACAUUUGCAAAUGCCGUUGCUGCCUAUGCAAUCACAAAAGCAUUGUUACCCGUUCGACUUGCUGCUUGUGUUGGGUUUGCAGGUCCUUUUGCACGUUGGACAAUUGAGCCUAUCAAGAGAAUUAUUCGUCGUAAUGGCAAAUCCGUUUAA